Molecule: messenger RNA, 3164 nt
Organism: Mercenaria mercenaria
Lineage: Eukaryota; Metazoa; Mollusca; Bivalvia; Venerida; Veneridae
Exons: 3
Coding region: 77-1756 (559 amino acids)
Biological process (GO): positive regulation of DNA-templated transcription
Cellular component (GO): nucleoplasm; chromatin
Molecular function (GO): ubiquitin-protein transferase activity
Source: RefSeq, a predicted model, not a curated record
GAAUGUUUACAUAUCCGCCAUUGACACCGCUUUAUUGAAACCGAAACCGAAACAAGGACAAUAAAGUUGAAAAAGAAUGACUGAGGGAGGCCAUCUCAAAUCGUUAAAAGACAGUUCUGAUGCUGACUUUGAGUUUAGUUGUACACCUUGUGGAGAAGAUGAUAUCAGAGAAGAAGCUUUUAAAUACUGCCCUGAAUCCCAGGAAUACUUGUGCACAACAUGCACUAGACAUCACAGUCGACAAAGAGCUACACGGUCUCAUAAACUACUGAACAAAGAUGAAGCUAAAACCGAUUCUGUGGACGCUAAUGCUAAAUGCCGCUACCAUUCAGACCGUGACAUCGAGAUGUACUGUGGUACGCAUGACAUGGUUUACUGUACUACAUGUAUAGCCACUGAACACAGGUCUUGUGUUGGUGUGACAAGAAUAGAAGACAAAACAAAAUCUGGAGUUCAACAUACCGUUAUAAAAUCCGUAUUAGAAGAAAUUAAUAAUGUUCAGAAACGUAUAAGGGCAUUGAAUAUGAAAAAACAGAACAAUCUCGAUUGUCUUGAAAAGCAAAGAAAUUCAAUACAAGAAAAGAUUGUUGAAGUCACAACAAGCCUCAUUGACCACAUCAAACAAUUAGAAAGGAAAAUGACAAAUAAUUUGGCUAAUGAUUAUGCUAAGAUGAAAAGAGAUCUCGAGUCCGAACUCAACGUCGCAACUCAUAUGAUACGAGACUUAGACAAAACGUCAGAACUGCUGCAGAGAGUUUCCAGUAUGGACGCAGGACAACAGUUCGUUCAGAUGACACUGAUGAAGAAAACCAUAAAAGAUGCUUGCACGUUACAUACUAACAGUGAGUCAAAUGCAACAACUUCACUCCAUUUUACCGAAAACAAAGACUUAAUAACUUCCGUGAUGACAGCAACUACUUUAGGAAAAGUGUGCACAGAGGCUGAAGACAGGAAAACAUCUAAUCCUGAACAGUACAAAAUGAAAUCGAAGAAAGAGAUCAACGUGAAAAUGGCAAAUGACAAGAAUGUAUGUACAAUAAGUGAUGUUUGUCUGCUACCAGACGGUAUGAUUGUGUUGACUGACCAAGGAAAUAACAAGGUAAAAAGGCUGGACGUUUACUAUAAUCUGAAGGACCAUUGUGAUCUGGAUGCUAUCCCUUCUGGCAUAUGUUGUAUCAAUAAAAAUGAGAUAGCUGUGAAAAUGAACAAUAACAAUAUUCAGUUUAUAUCUGUUGCGUCUUCUCUGCUUAAAACGAGACGCAUUUCAAUAGAGUGUGGGGGCUACUGGGGAAUGGCAUAUUGUGAUGGAGGUCUUUGGACAUCUAAAUGCGGUGGUGUUAACGUUUACAACACUACAGAAGGACUAAUUAAAACUAUUGACAAAAAUCAGAACGGUAAAGCGAUAUUUAAAACUCUCUCUGUUCAGCAUAUGGCUGUAAGUUGUGAUACAAUGAUCGUAACUGAUUGCAGUGAUGGCGCUGUCUGUCUAAACACGGACGAAACAGUAGAGAGGGAACUGCGAGAUAGUCGGCUGGGCAGAACCUGCGGAGUCUGUGUAUCAGUUGAUGGAACCGUGUUUCUUUCCGCGUAUUCCUCUAACAAUAUCAUAAUGUUCAGCAGUGAUGGAAAAUGUCUUGGGGAGCUGGUAGCCGGCUUGAAUAAUCCGAUAAGUCUGUGCUAUGACAAGAACAAAAAUUGCGUGAUAGCAACAUGCCAAUCAUCUGACAGCAUUCAUGUUAUUGAACUAAGUCAAUAAAAAUCUACGACCUAGAAGAAAUGGAAUAGAAGUAAAAUCAAGAGAUGUAUGUAAGCAACGGUUUCGUUGCUCCAAUUUGCACGUAUCGUGGAGACACGUAUUUUUAAAUAUCCAGUUCCUGAAAGUUGCAUAUAUUUCUGCCAUCGUCUAUAGUUUAGAAGCAUACACAAAUAACUAAAAAACAUUACAUCAAUAUAGGCUUGUACUUUUAAGGUGGUGUAAACGAAAAAAAGCCUAAGGGAAAACAACAGGACAAAAAGCAGAAAACUAGCGAAAACGUACAACCUGUGUUUAAACUGCAAACAUAUUAAUCUUUCUUCGAUUUUAGAUACAGGUUUGUACCUGAAACACGUCAGAUGAAAAAUUUUGAUAAGAAUUAUGUGUAGAAUAUUGCAUAAACCCUUUGACAUUCCCUUUAUAAAAAGACAGCAACUUUCAAGAAGCUAAGGUUGAGUGUGUCGUGACUGACUUACGGCUUAAUUCAUUCAUAACACGCAAAAUAUUUUAAUUAAGACUUUGAAUGCAAAAGCCGUUUCUAUCCGCAAAGACUGAAAUCAUGCCGGCUUCUUAAUCAGUGAAAUGUAAGCUGACAAUAUUUGACAAGAAGAUUGCCGGAAUACUAGAACCGGUUACUUAUGUGCAGAGGAUAAUGUAGCAAUUACAUUGAUGCUUCGAAUUACUUGAACAAUUAUAUUUCUUUCUGUUCGCUAAAGUUCUAACAACCCUGUUUGUAAAUAUAUUACUUAUUUUGAAAAACCCAAAUAACAGUUUUAACUAUUUUCUAUAUCACUUGGAAUUAUCAGAUGAAUUGUUGCAAUUUUAACGUUUAAAAGAAAUACGAAUUAUUGUCUGAAAACAGCUUUCGUGAAAAAAAGCUUUAGCACCAGUUUCUUCACGGUUAUAUUUAUACGCUGUUUUGACGACGUCCGCGUAUAGUCAAUGAGAACGUUCCGUGAUGAUGUCGUAGUUGUUCCGCCUUUUCAACAGAAUGGCCGGAAAACUGAUUUAAAUGUUAAAUGUAACAAAAUGUGUACACUUUAUAAUAUAACCUUCUUUAUAAAUGGAAAAUAAAUAUAUUGUAAAUAUAAGAAAUGAAUUAAUUACUUUCGGAUCUCAUGCAAAAUGAAGGACAGAAUAGGAUCGGCAAAAUAAACAUUUGUCAUAUCAUUGCUUAAAAUUUCAUAGUUUUUUUUUUCAUCCGUAUGUUCAUGGAAUUGUGUGUUACAGACAUUUAUAUACGUAAAGGGUCUUGUCAUGUAUUAUCUAUUAUUACUAUUACCACGUUCGUUUCAAGCACUUAAAACGUUCAAAAAUGCUUAGCAUCCAUUCAUCUAUAUUCGAUUUAUUUUGUAAAUUGUGUUAUAUCCAAGAUAAAGAUUGCAAUGCUGAACAUUGAGAUUGCUGCAAU